Solenopsis invicta (red fire ant) is the source of this 9621-nucleotide messenger RNA. Its product is annotated as Down syndrome cell adhesion molecule-like protein Dscam2. The coding region runs from base 1501 to 7452 and encodes 1983 amino acids. The transcript is spliced from 27 exons. The record is from RefSeq and is a predicted model, not a curated record. Gene Ontology annotation, cellular component: plasma membrane; axon. Gene Ontology annotation, molecular function: protein binding. Gene Ontology annotation, biological process: cell-cell adhesion; axon guidance. NCBI's taxonomy places the organism in Eukaryota, Metazoa, Arthropoda, Insecta, Hymenoptera, Formicidae.
ACAUUCUACCGGCGAGCGGCUGGACGCCACGUGCUCCUCGCGUGUUUCGAGUGCUCGUAUUGUGCGGAAAUACGAUCGCGAGCGUACCGAAUGUGCGUCGUAGCGAACAGUAUCGUCGUGAUGCGUGAGUGAGUAGCAGUGUUGCGUGUACCAACGACCUUCCGCCUUUGCAAAACGCGCCGCGAGCUUGUCGUGUCGCUUCGAGUUUUGGCGCGCGCGUAUUCGCCGGUAAGAACGCGCAGUAGAAUAUCGCGAACGUCGAAUGUGAGACGCUACCAAUCGUUGUGUGAUAUCAGCUCGGUGGAACAUUCUCGAACGGGAGAACGAGCCGUCUCGUCUUCGCCCAUGUAUCUACGCGAACGGGUAGUCGGCCGGCUCUCGUUGUCCCGGGCUUUUCACAUGACGUCACGUGACGUCACGCCAGUUUUUCCUUGCAAUACAUUUACUUACAUGCAUCGCUGGUCGGGCGUAACGUACGUUUCGCGUUUUUCGAGUGUAAAUUGUACAUAAAUACGAUGUCGGGAGUAACGGACAGUCGCCUUAACGUUCAAAUUGCGGUGUGACGCGUAGAAAUGAUCGUACUUGUAAGACGUUUCCACAUGGGAUAUGUCAGUACCUGUUGCGUCGCAAUAACUUGCACAUUCGCACGCGUACGUGUACACGCGGCAUCCGCGUGAUGUCAACAGUGCCGGAUAAACAUUGAACGAUCAUCGUGUCGUCAUUUAAUAUUCGGUCUUGAGAAUGAGCUGGGAGUAAUAGACAAUCGCUUUAACGCGCGAAUUGUGGCGUAACGCGUAGAAAUAAUCGUUCUUGUAAGACGCUUUCUCGUGGAAUACCUGUUGCGUCGCGAUAAUUUACAUUUUUGCACGCGUUCGUGUUCAUGCGAUAUCUGCGUGAUGACAAAGUGCCGAAUCGGACAAUCGUCGCGCGUGUCGUCAUUUAAUGUGCGCAGAGUAGCAGAAUGACGAAUGACAACGAGAUGACGGCAGAAUUCCACGAGAAAGCGGCAGAAUUCCACGAGAAGGCGGCAUCCAUGGAGCAGCAACUCGGAUUUAUGCCUGCAGUAGUGAGAGUCUCCGCUGGAGAGUUAAUCUCCGGACUCGUGUAGGUCAACUAUGGCAGCCACCGUGAUCCACGAGGACUCUCGAUCAAGAAUAAUGCGCGACAGGAAGGCGCGCUCGCGAGAUGGAAAUGGAAAAUUCCCACGGCUCGUCGAUACGGGGACGAGCAGAGGGGAGAGACAGCAGAAGAAGGGACGACCUUCCCCGAGGGAAGGGUGGAACUCUGAGACGUAAAUUGCAAAUGUUCCGGAGAACUGGAUAAUCGGAUAAUCAGCCAGACUGUUCCGUCUCCUCUCUUCGCUCCGCAUCGCGUCGCCGCCAUUUCCAAUACUCCGCUUUUCUCGAGACAUCGGCCAAUUGAGUCGGGAUGAGUUACGGCGGGAUAAAAGUCAACGCUACUUUCGGAGGAAGCUGAAUCGACGUAACGCUCCACGCCAGGAUGGCCGGUUGGCCGUUCAGCACCGCGCUGCUGUUCAGCAUCCUCAUCCUUGUUCGCGGACGGGGAGUGGUGCUGGACAGCCAAGGGCCGGUGCUGGUCUCAGAGCCGCGCUCGAGCGUGGAGUUCUCGAACGACACCGGGGCAAUGAUCCACUGCUCGGCCCACGGCAGUCCCUCGCCGAGGAUCGACUGGCUGAUGGGCGACGGCUCGCCGGUCCUGCCGAUACCGAACAUCCGUGAGAUGCUGGUGAAUGGCUCUAUGUACUUUCUGCCGUUCGGCGCGGAGAGCUACCGGCACGACGUACACUCGGCCGUCUAUCGGUGCCAGGCGUCGAAUAGCGUCGGCAAGGUGCUCGGCCGUGAAAUCACGGUGAAGGCCGUGGUACGCCAGAAGUACGAGGUACAAGUGCGAGACGCUUACGUCUUGGCGGGUAACACAGGGGUGCUCAGGUGCGAGAUACCAGCCUUCGUCAAGGAGUACGUCGCGGUCACAUCCUGGCUGAAAGACUCGGCCUUUAACAUUUACCCGUCCGCGGAGAGCGGCGAAAAGCACCAUAUGCUGCCCACCGGAGAACUGCUCAUCUUCUCGGUGACUCCCGCCGAUGCUCACUCGACGUACCGAUGCCGCACUGUACAUCACGUUACCGGUGACACCGUAGAAAGUUCCUCGUACGCCCGGCUUGUGGUUACCGAGCACCGAAACUCGUCGCCGCCGCGAUUCAACGAGCGGGUGAAUCCUGGUCCGAUCCGUACCGGCGAGACAAUCGUGCUGUCGUGCAUCUCGCAGGGUAACCCGCCACCAACGUACCUCUGGUUCCGCGAAUCCGUCUCGGGCACAACGAUGGUCUUCAAUUCGGAGAGGAUACACGCGCGUGCCGGCGUUCUGGUGCUGCAGCCGGCCCGGGCCGAGGACGCCGGCAGAUACGUCUGCCACGCGAACAACACCGCCGGUUCCGAGCGAGUCGAGCUGGAAGUCACCAUCAUAAGCAGCCUUUCCAUCCAUCUGGCGCCUCAACAGGUGACCGUGGAUCUGGGAAAGGACGCAGAAUUUCAGUGCUCCGUUACCGGUCAGCCACAUCCGGUGAUCUCUUGGGCGAAGGACGGUCUUCCCGUGCGGGAGGGAUCGUCGGGUAGAAGUAAAGUUACGGGUAACGACGGUUCGACGUUGCGUAUAUCUUCAAUCGUCAGAGACGACAAAGGGAUGUACCAGUGCUUCGCCAAAAACGACUACGAGAUGGUACAGGCCACGGCCGAAUUACGUUUGGGAGACGCUGCACCCCAACUUCUGUACAAGUUUAUCGAGCAGACGAUGCAGCCCGGCCCCUCGGUGUCGCUCAAGUGCAUUGCGAUGGGUAACCCUACGCCGCACUUUUCCUGGACAUUGGAUGGGUUUCCUCUUCCGCAAAACGACAGAUUCAUGAUAGGCCAGUACGUGACGGUGCACGGCGACGUGAUAUCCCACGUGAACAUAAGCGCCGUGCGGGUGGAGGACGGCGGCGAAUACAGGUGCUCGGCGGUGAAUCGCGUCGCGAAGGCGCAUCACGCCGCCCGGCUCAACAUUUACGGGCUGCCUCAUGUGCGAGCGAUGGGAAACUACGCCGCUGUGGCCGGCGAGACGACCGUCAUAAAGUGUCCCGUUGCAGGCUUCCCGAUCGCCAGCAUUACCUGGGAGAAAGAUGGUCAAAUAUUACCGACCAGCCGACGUCAAGAGGUAUCUACGAAUGGCACGCUGGUGCUGCAUCGAGUCGACAGCAGCACCGAUCGCGGCGCAUACACGUGCACCGCGAAGAACAAGCAGGGUCGCUCCGACUCGCAGACCAUUCACAUAGAAGUCAAAGUUCCGCCCACGAUAGCCCCUUUUAGCUUUAAGAAGGACUUGUCGGAGGGUCUGCGGGCCCAGGUGACCUGUAUGGUCGAGAAGGGCGAUCCGCCGUUCACGAUCAUCUGGUCGAAGGACGGCGAGCAGAUUUCCGCUUCCGGCACGGCGGCCGCCGCCUACGGGCCCGCCGCCGCAGCCGCCGCUGCUGGAACCAUUAACGAUCUCCGACAACACUCGCAGAUACCACCUGGGCUGCGCGUAACCAACAUUGACGCCCAUUCCAGCGCCAUAGUUAUCGAGCGCGUCACCGCCGCGCACACCGGCAACUAUACUUGCCUGGCGCGCAAUUCGGUGGCCGAGGUCCUCUGGACGGCCGAAUUGAUCGUUCGUGUGCCGCCACGGUGGGUGGUGGAGCCGCAGGACGCCCGUGCGUCGGAGGGAAUGCCCCGAUUGAGUUUGCAUUGUCACGCCGACGGCUUCCCACCGCCGUUGGUCACAUGGCGACGUGGCAGCGGCAAGAAACCCGGCAAUUAUCACGACAUAGCCAGCCACGAGCACAUGCAGGACCUGAGAAUACACUCCAACGGCUCGCUCGUGUUCGGCCGGGUCCAGGAAGAUCACGAGGGCUUUUAUCUGUGCGAGGCUAUGAACGGCAUCGGAGCUGGACUCAGUAAAGUCGUUUAUCUUACCGUCAACGUCCCCGCGCAUUUUGUGGAAAAGCAUCGGAAUCAGACAGCGAGGCUGGGCUCGAAUGCCUCGCUGCGUUGCGAGGCGAAGGGCGACCAUCCUUUGAAGAUAGUCUGGAAGAAAGCAGGCUCCCAAUUGGAUCCUAAGCUUCCCGACUAUCGUUAUACUCUGAAGGAGGACAACACCACCGACGGCGUAGUCAGCAUUCUCGGCUUCGUCAGCACCAGCCGCGAGGACAGCGGAAGGUACUUUUGCAUCGCGUCCAACGCUUACGGCCGCGACGAGAUGACGGUUCACCUUUAUAUUCAAGAGCCCCCAGAUUUUCCACGGAAUCUUCACGUAAUCGAAAAAGGCAGUCGUCACAUUAAUCUUGGCUGGACAACUAGUCAAGAUGGAAACAGUCCAAUUACCCAGUACAUAAUCGAGUACAAAACCGAAUCAGAAGUAUGGCACGACCACACGUUUCACACAACGGUACCGGGGACACGUGCUCGCGGCCACGUGAGCGGUUUGCGUCCUGCGGUCACUUACCAGUUCCGGAUGUACGCGGACAACGAACUGGGUCGGAGUCAAGCGAGCGACAUUUUAGAGACGACAACUGAGGGGGAGAAGCCAGGCGGACCGCCGCGAAAUCUCAAAGUAGAGCCCAUCAGCUCGACCGAGUUCAACGUCACCUGGGAUCCGCCCGAUCAUGAUUUAUGGAACGGCGAGAUACUCGGUUAUCAUGUCGGCUACAAGGAACACAGGUUGGGGGCGGAGCAGUACACGUAUAAAACCGUGGAAAGACGGAUCUCGACAGCGAGCGUCGCUCUGGGUUUGGCAAGAACGUCCAUGCCCGGACGUCAGCAUCACUUGACGAACUUGAAGAAGUUCACGCGUUACAGCGUGGUCGUUCAAGCAUUCAACGCCCUCGGACCAGGUCCCAUGACGCAGGAAUUUGUGGCGUCAACCCUCGAGGACGUUCCGAGCAGCCCUCCUCAGGAUGUGCGUUGUACCGCGCUCUCGUCGACGUCCUUACAAGUCUCCUGGGAAUCUCCGCCUGACUCCAGUCUGAACGGGAUCCUGAAAGGUUACAAGGUCAUGUGGGAAAACACAGACGCGCUGACGGAGUCUGUCAAACCGGAGAUGAAAAUUACCACCGCACUGACGGUGGUGCUCCACAGCUUGGAGAAGUACACCAACUAUUCUAUCCAAGUCGUGGCGUACACCAGAACUGGUGACGGCGUCGCUUCAUCGCCUCUCUAUUGCGUGACCGAAGAGGACCUGCCGGAGAUGCCGGCCGACGUCAAGGCGGUCGUCAACUCGGCCACGUCUAUCAUCGUCUCCUGGCAGCCGCCCCUGAAAAGCAACGGCAACAUCACCUCCUACAACGUGCACAUCCGCGGAUUGGGACCGGAGAGCAAGUGGCACAGGAGGGCUCUGCCGCCGUAUCAGACCAGCUACCAGGCUGAGGACCUGCACAAGAGGAGCCAGUACGAAUUUACGAUUGCGGCGGUCACUUCGGUCGGCGAAGGACCGCAAACCCCGUCCAUCACGGUCUCACCUUCCAGUGAAGUUCGCGCCGCCAUAUAUUCGUUCGGCACCACACUGAUCGUACCGUGGAAGCAAGAUGUGACACUGCCCUGUCAAAGCGUGGGCAAGCCCGAGCCCUCGGUUAUCUGGAAGCAAUCGGGAAAGGGUCAGAUAGUCAAGCCUUCCGCCAGGGUGUCCCUCCAUCCCGAUGGAUCCUUGCAAAUCACCGAGCUUCACAGGGAGGAUAGCGGAAAUUACACUUGCUUCGUGGAGAAUCGCCAUGGCUCCGAUCAAAUAACUCAUCGCUUAACCGUACAAGUUCCACCUGCGGCGCCGUUAUUACACGCGACCAGCACCAGCAGCAAUUCGAUUAACGUGCAGUGGAAAAACAGCGACGAUGGCGGUUCGCCGAUCCGCGGCUACAUUUUACAUUACAAGCGCGAGUCCGGCGAGUGGGAGGAAUUCAAAGUGUCGCACAAAAUGAGCAGCUUCGUCUUGUCGCGGCUCUGGUGCGGCAACGACUAUCAAAUGUACCUGACGGCGUACAAUCGCAUCGGCAUGGGCAGACCUAGCGAAAUCGUCAAGGCAACCACAAAGGGUUCAAAGCCAGACGAGUCGCCCGGAACUGGCGACAAGUUUGUUACAGUCAAUGUUUCGUGGAUCACUCUGCACCUCAGCACGUGGAACGACGGAGGAUGUCCGAUAACUUUCUUCGAGUUGGAGUACAGAAAGAGCGGCGAGGGGAUCUGGACACUGGUUUCAAAUAAUAUAGAGGUACAAAAGACGUAUACUCUGAGCGAAUUGCAGCCAGGGACCACUUAUGACAUUCGCAUAAGGGCCCACAACAAUGCCGGCUCGUCAGUGGCCGAGUACAAGAUAACGACGUUGCAGCCGCACAUUAGCACGACUAUGUCCGCCAUCGAAAUCGAUCAUUACAUUCCUCAGCACACCUCUGUGUAUUCGGAUCUGAAGCUCAUCGUACCUUUGGUGCUAAGUUCGUUCGCGGUCAUCGCUGCGGCCGGUGCCGUCUUCUACUGCUUCCGCAAACGUCCGUUUAUGGGCGACAUCGGAAGCCUGCACGACGCGCAAACCGCGGCCGCCCUAGACAAUAAGCAGAACAUGGAGCAGCGCGAGCAAUAUUACGCCACCGUGCGAAAACCAUUACGCUCGCCAAUCCACGAGAUGGCCACGCUCGAGAAAAUACCAGAAUAUUCGGAAGAUAUCUACCCGUACGCCACGUUCCAGCUGGAGGAAAGCGUUCCUGCAGGAGGCGACAGCCGCUGCAAUUCUGCCGCGCCUCUUCAGACCUUUGUCUAUCACGACCCUCGUCUCUCCGCUGCCGAUACCCUUCAGUUACGAGAGUCGGAUUGCAACCGGUACACUAAGGUGCGCGGAGGCCGUUCGUCCUCUGCGCCGUUGCACAAAGCGCACAAGGUCAGUCAGGGCAAGUCCGAGUCGGAGGAGUACGACACCCUGGGCUCGGACAGCGACACGGAAGUCGGGACCAGCAGCCGAACCGAGUCUUCCAAUCACCUCGUCGAUUCGCACCACUCGGCAUCUGCGGCCGACUCGCGCGUCCACAACUUCCUGUACCAUGGACCAGAAUCUAGCACGUCUACAGAACCCUCACCGAUUUUUGAGAGAAAAUCGUUUCCUGGAAGGGGAAGACCCAAGAUGUUACAGUUGGCGCGUCAUACCAGCGAGGAGGCCCGUGCCAACUUCGGGCCAAUCUCCGGGUUUGGCCAUCCCAAGCACCAGUCGGGCAAUUCCUGUGCCAAUCGGGACCAGGAGCGUGACGGAUCAGGAAACCUGUUCGUCCCCAAGCUGGACCCACCCUCGGGGUUCUCCGACGCGUUUGAGCUAAGCGAGGCCGAGUGCGACUUCGAUCGCGGUCACAGCCAACGAAACGUCCGUGACUUCGUAAUCGCGGUGUAAAUAGCGUGUAAAAGCCUCCGACGCAUACGCGGGAAUCCCGUCGUAAGGUAAAAGAGAAAAGAAGAAAUUAAAAGUAAAUGACGAGAGAAGAGAAAGAAGAAGUAUAAUAAAGUAUAAGAGGAAAAAUCGCGCGAGAAUUUAUGUAAACCGCGGUCCGUCGUUUCGUUAAUGCGAAUUGGCGCCUCGCGUCCGAUCGCCACAGCCACUCGAGUGAUAUUAUAAUUCCACGUGCUCCUUCGUCCUGCUCUCCCGGCCUACGUCGGCGAGAAACGCGUCCGUCAGCACAACGACCACGUGCUCCGUAAACUGCCACCGGCAGAUCUCUGGCGAGAUCGAUCCAAACGUCAAGAUUAUUUCUCGGCUUAAGUACUUUAGGGCUACGAUUAGGCGAACGAUCGCGAACGCGCUGCGAUUGAUCGUAUAACACAAAGUUAAGUUUAACGAGAGAGAGAGAGAGAGAGAGAGAGAGAGAGAGAGACAGAGAGAGUCUAUAAGCUGCCGUUUAUCGGUUCCGCUCCGGUAGAACCGCCAAGUUAUACGCAUCGCGUCGUUCGAGUACUCGUGCGAGUGCUUGAGCGAAGCGAGUCGAGUGCUCUACGUUGUUGUCUGUUCUAAUAUCGUGGCGCGAGAAAAGAAUCGAGCGUUUCGACGACGACGAAAACCGUGUAAAACUGCCACGUUUUAUUCCACGCUCCGUAUAAUUAAUCCUAGUUAGUUAAAAUGGCGGCGCUACACGCGCGAUCCGCAUCCACCUCGGAUUUCUUCCCUCCACGCGACCGUCUUCUACUGCGCGGGUAUCUGCCUACGAUUUGCCGAAGCACGCGAACACGUACCACCCCGCCUACAGUCUUCUGAUUAUUACAAUAGCGAAAAUACGACGCGAAGCGCGCGACAACUGUAAUUAAGCUGUAAGAUUCUAACGGUAACUGCCAUCUUACUCUAUUACGAAGCGACCAACGACCGCGAAGAGAUCUUACUCUAUUACGAUCGACCAAAAACACCCUCGCGAAUCGUUCUCCGACGAUUGCACGUGUCUCUGGCGCGAGACACUCGUACAUGCAUAUCGAAGCGAGCAAUACGCGACCUCCGAACAUUUUUCCUUGUCUUCCAGUCAUUCACGUCGAUUCGAUCCAUUCAUCGCGAUCCAUUAAUCGAAACGCACCAUCUUCCGCUUCUCCACGAAGAGUGUUACCGUACGUGUCUAAGUAAAGAGAAAGUAACGCGAUCAUUCGUCGUUGUCGUCAGUGUCGUUGUAACUUACCCGAGAGACUGAAAGAAGCAUCGUAGUUUAGGUUUACACGCGAGGUCUGUCGCAAGCGGCGCUCGCAGAUCUCUGCGGUUAGCGUGAAAGCUGAAAGAGAGUUUGCAACGUCAGUAAAGGAAGACGCCGUUGUACGCGCGAGUGUUGCUAGAGGAACGUCGAAUGCGACGGACGUCGAGCGUAAACCUAGUCUUAGUAGACGAGUUACCACGUAGCGUAAACAUAACGGCCGAACGUAAUGUCUGUAAGCUAUCUAUUACUACUGUACCCGUUGUACACCUCGCUCAUCACAAACUGCCACGUACAUCACGUGUCAUCUGAAACCCAGCCCUCCCCUUUCCCCUUUCCCCUUUCCUUCCUCUGGCCUUCUGAAAGAAGAAGCUAAGAAGAAAAGAUAGAAGAAAACGCAAACGCGAUGCUAAUCUGCGUCGAUUAACGACCGACGGACCCCGAAGAUGAUGAUAAUGAUGAUGAAGAUGAUGAUGAUGAUGAUGAUGAUGAUGACGGUGUGAGAAAUUAUUAAAAUUGAAAGAAAAGAGCCGCUGUUUCACGAGUGUUAUCGCAGCCUUCGUGACACUACGUGUUGCCAUCGAAUCAGUUUUGUCGUCACCCGUUGGCUGGUUGGAUUACCGUGUCACACUCAGUCGGGGGUGACAAUGAUUUUUCGGUCGUCCGGUUUAAGUCCUCGAACUCCCAUACCUCCCCCAUGUUAUUUCGGCCCUCGAGUCAUUCGCGCGAGGUGGAAGAAAGCGAAAGGAGUCGCCCUGUUGAUAAUAUAUCGUCUAUCUUUACGACACACAAAAUGAUUUACCACGAAAUUCGUACUAUUGUGUUUUAGACGACUUUAGAUUGUUUAUAUUCUAUUUACUUUGUAAAAUAUACAACACUAAUUCCAUAUUGGAAACGUG